CUCGCAUAGCAUUCGUAUGGGUUAACCGCAGAUGUGGAUGGUUAGAUAGAAAUUAUGGCACAAAACUCCUGUGGACACUGGCAACUUCAGUCAUAUCAUUAUGCAUGCUGAAAACGAAGAAUACCGUCAUACUGUAGGCCGGCGAGUGGUAAUGUUUACACGGACGACAGGAAGACCACGAAAACAGGGGUGGUGGAAAUCAGGUACAGGCGCAACAAGCGAGACCAGAAGGAGCAACGCAGACCUGGUUUAUCGGGCUGAGACCGGGUCGCGAGUGGCGGCCGGUAGCGAUGCUGAGUCGAGAAGAACGGAGGAGACACACGUUGAAAGCACUGUAACUCAGACGAGUACGUCAUUUUUGGGCUCUAGGACUGACUCCAAGCAGUGUGAGGUAGACGCGAUUAAGCAAAUCAUGGACUGUCGAACCGACUCAUAGCAGCUCAUAAUAGGAGGGACAAAAGCAGAUACCGGGUGAAAUAUGCAGGAAUUAUUCAA
Dicrocoelium dendriticum is the source of this 495-nucleotide messenger RNA. Lineage: Eukaryota; Metazoa; Platyhelminthes; Trematoda; Plagiorchiida; Dicrocoeliidae. The record is from the annotation of a GenBank genome assembly.